Arabidopsis arenosa is the source of this 1879-nucleotide messenger RNA. Lineage: Eukaryota; Viridiplantae; Streptophyta; Magnoliopsida; Brassicales; Brassicaceae. The record is from the annotation of a GenBank genome assembly.
CGCCACCUCACCUCCUCCUCUCUCCUCUCUCCUCUCUCUCCCUCUGGAGAGAUUCUUCCCUCCAAUGGAUCUCCGACGGAGGCCUCCUAAACCACCGGUUAACAACACCUCCGACGGAUCUUUCCGUUCUUAUCAAACCCGCACUUCCGAUGACGAUCACCGUCGCCGGACUACAACGAUUGCUCCUCCACCUAAAGCAUCCGACGCGCUUCCUCUUCCAUUAUAUCUCACGAACGCCGUCUUCUUCACGCUCUUCUUCUCCGUCGCGUAUUAUCUCCUCCACCGGUGGCGUGACAAGAUCCGUUACAAUACGCCUCUUCACGUCGUCACUAUCACAGAACUCGGCGCCAUUAUUGCUCUCAUCGCUUCGUUUAUCUAUCUCCUAGGGUUUUUUGGUAUUGACUUUGUUCAGUCAUUUAUCUCACGCGCCUCUGGUGAUGCUUGGGAUCUCGCGGAUACUAUUGAUGAAGAUGACCACCGACUCGUCACGUGCUCUCCACCGACUCCGAUCGUUUCCGUUGCUAAGUUACCAAAUCCGGAGCCUAUUGUUACCGAAUCGCUUCCUGAGGAAGACGAGGAGAUUGUGAAAUCCGUUAUCGACGGAGUGAUCCCGUCGUACUCGCUCGAAUCUCGUCUCGGUGAUUGCAAAAGAGCAGCGACGAUUCGGCGGGAGGCGUUGCAGAGAGUCACCGGGAGAUCGAUGGAAGGAUUACCGUUGGAUGGAUUUGAUUAUGAAUCGAUUUUGGGCCAAUGCUGUGAGAUGCCUGUAGGAUAUAUUCAGAUUCCUGUGGGGAUUGCUGGACCAUUGUUGCUUGAUGGUUAUGAGUACUCUGUUCCUAUGGCUACAACCGAAGGUUGUUUGGUUGCUAGCACUAACAGAGGCUGCAAAGCCAUGUAUAUCUCCGGUGGAGCGACUAGUACGGUUCUUAAGGACGGUAUGACUCGAGCACCUGUAGUUCGGUUCGCAUCGGCGAGACGAGCUUCUGAGCUUAAGUUUUUCUUGGAGAAUCCAGAGAACUUUGAUACUUUGACAGUAGUCUUCAACAGGUCUAGCAGAUUCGCAAGAUUGCAAAGUGUUAAAUGCACAAUCGCGGGGAAGAAUGCUUAUGUAAGGUUCUGUUGUAGUACUGGUGAUGCCAUGGGGAUGAAUAUGGUAUCUAAAGGUGUGCAGAAUGUUCUCGAAUAUCUUACCGAUGAUUUUCCCGACAUGGAUGUGAUUGGAAUCUCUGGUAAUUUCUGUUCGGACAAAAAACCUGCUGCUGUGAACUGGAUUGAGGGACGUGGUAAAUCAGUUGUUUGCGAGGCAGUAAUCAGAGGAGAGAUCGUGAACAAGGUCUUAAAAACGAGCGUGGCUGCUUUGGUCGAGCUCAAUAUGCUCAAGAAUCUUGCGGGCUCUGCUGUUGCAGGCUCUCUAGGUGGGUUCAACGCUCAUGCCAGUAACAUAGUCUCUGCUGUGUUCAUAGCUACUGGCCAAGAUCCAGCUCAAAACGUGGAGAGCUCUCAAUGCAUCACCAUGAUGGAAGCUAUUAACGACGGCAAAGAUAUCCAUAUCUCAGUCACUAUGCCAUCUAUUGAGGUGGGGACAGUGGGAGGAGGAACACAGCUUGCAUCUCAAUCAGCGUGCUUAAACCUGCUCGGAGUGAAAGGAGCGAGCAAAGAGUCGCCGGGAAUGAACUCAAGGAGGCUAGCGACGAUAGUGGCCGGAGCAGUUUUAGCGGGAGAGUUAUCUCUAAUGUCAGCAAUUGCAGCUGGACAGCUUGUGAGAAGUCACAUGAAAUACAACAGAUCCAGCCGAGACAUCUCUGGAGCAACGACAACAACAACAACAUGAUAUGAAUCUCUCUGGCUCAAAACUCACAAAGAAAGACAACAAUCCAAA